This is a messenger RNA of Prorocentrum cordatum, 993 nucleotides long. NCBI's taxonomy places the organism in Eukaryota, Dinophyceae, Prorocentrales, Prorocentraceae. The record is from the annotation of a GenBank genome assembly.
AUGUACAACUUCGCGUUCGCCCUCUACCUGCUCGCCGGGAAGGUCGUCCUGAGGAUCUUCAUCGGGCAGCUCCGGGACCUGGAGGUGGAGCAGCUCGUCGACAGCGGACGCAGCUUCCUGGCCGACACCAUUCUGUUCCUCGUCUUCUAUGGCCCCACCAUCGACAGUAAGGAGGUCGCGACCGUCCGCUGCAUCCAGUACAUUUGCUGCGUCAUUUUCAUGAAGGUGCUCCACCUGAUCACCCACACGCGGGUGUCGCACAUGUUUGAGGUCGGCGUGCCCCGGCUGAUCGUCAACGUGAAGCUCGUGACGCUCGUGGGGCUGCUACUCGCCUGUGACCUCGUGGCCGUGAACCACUUCUACAGCGUGGCGAGCAAGUCGUCGACCUUCUUCACGUGGAUAUUCUUUGAGGCGUUGACCAUGUCCACGCUGCUGGUGGUGUGCAUAUUCAAGUACUCCUUGCACAUGAUCGACGUCUGCCUCGAUAACGGCUGGCCGGGCAAGUCGGUCUGCCUCUUCUACGUCGACCUCGUGCACGACGUGACGGCCAUGACGAUAUUCCUGGUGUUCAUGCUCACGUUCUUCUUCCAGAACCCGGCCAGGCUCCCCAUCUACAUGAUCGCCGACGUGGUCCAGGUGGCGCGGAAGCUGUCCCACAGGCUGCAGUCGUUUCGACGAUACCGCCGCAUCUCGAACAACAUGGAGGCCCGCUUCCCCGACGCCACCGACGAGGAGAUCGAGCAGGACGAGUACUGCGUCAUCUGCCGCGACUCGCUGUUCGAGGGGUCCGACGCCAAGAAGUUGCCUUGCAAGCACUGCUUCCACAUAGACUGUCUGCGCUCAUGGCUCCCCCUCGUCGUCGUCGUCGACAUCGUCGUCGUCGUCUUUGUCGUCGUCGUCUCUGUCGUCGUCGUCGUCUUUGUCUUCGUUGUCGUCGUUGUCGUAGUCUUUGUCGUCGUCCUCAAGGUUCCACUUUGUUUUGUAUGCGUUUGA